Aureobasidium subglaciale EXF-2481 is the source of this 1404-nucleotide messenger RNA. RefSeq lists its product as uncharacterized. Lineage: Eukaryota; Fungi; Ascomycota; Dothideomycetes; Dothideales; Saccotheciaceae. The coding region runs from base 1 to 1404 and encodes 467 amino acids. The transcript has 2 exons. The record is from RefSeq and is a predicted model, not a curated record.
AUGGCGGAUAAAGUAGCUGGAGUCCCUCUGACAAAGACGGUGGAACAGACUGUCAACAAUGGCGCAAAGGCAGCACCAAAAGCGGCAGAGGGCAAUCCGGCCUUUCGCAUGAUGGGUCUCCCCAAUAUCAAGGCCAAACUCCCAUCGCGAAACUGGAUGAUCUUCCUUUCCAUCACGUCUUCCUUCGCAGCAGCAGUGUACUACGACAAGCGCGAAACUGCUCGUCUGCAACAAAAGUACUGCGAUAUGGUCGCACCCCUGUCAGAAAAGAUUAUUCCAACAACGACAAUGCCCAGGAAAAUGACCAUCUACCUACAAGCACCACCAGCCGAUGGACUGCGGAGCGCAAGAGAGCACUUUUACGAGUACGUGAAGCCGGUCCUGGUUGCUGGAGCAUUGGACUGGGAUGUUGUUGAGGGAAGAAGAGAGGGAGACUUGCGUUUUGGUGCUGCCGAGAAGAUCAGAAGAUGGCGGAGGAAGGCCGAGGGUGUGCAGGACGAGGAGGCAGAGCCGACAAAAGAGCAGAUUGUCACAGAACAGAGAGAAAGAGUUGGUUGUGUGGAUGAGGAGGGUGUCAAGGGAGACUUGGUCAUUGGCAGACACGCUUGGAAGGAAUACCUACGCGGCACACAUGAGGGCUGGUUGGGUCCUUUGAAAGAGCCGGUCCAGGUCGAGGAGGUCAAUGAGGUCAAGAAGCACAUCGACGGAGCGCCUUCAUUGGGUGAUGUAGCCGUCAAGGCCGCCACAGACUUGACCAUGAAGGACACUCCUCCCACCGCUUCUUCGGGCUCAUGCACAAACACCGACUCGGCCUCGAUCGUGUUCGACUCCAACGCAGACGACUCCGCAAACACGACCCCCGAAUCUCUCCCCGAUCCACCGAAAGAGGAGGAGCCUGUCAAACCGAAACUCACAAAACCCGACGCUUACAUCUCGACCUCAGCCUAUGCCUCCGCCAACCUCCCAUCGUCAACACCUUCCACUCUCGGCCCUACAAUCGCCAUUCCGUUUCCUCAUCUUCUAGGCUUCUGGAACUUCCCCAUCCGCAUCCACCGUUUCCUCACUCGUCGCUAUGUUGCCGAAGAGAUCUUCUCUCGCACCGCAGCCGCCGUCCUAGCGUCCCAUCGCGAGUUCCAGGCCUCAGAUGUUGACUAUCUCCAGCAUGAAGAAAAGGAGUGGCACAAGAGUGUCAGAAAGCCAAAGGUCGAGGCAACUGAAGAAGGCGCUCUAGCGCAAGAGCAAAAGGAGAAGUUGUGGCUGGAUGGUGUCGUUGUUGAUGAUCGCAUUGCUUCAAGAAUGCGCGUCUUUGAAUUACCUGUCGAUGGGCAGUUACCUCAAUCUAUCCAGGAGAGCAACGUACAACAACCUGAUUGGGCUUACCAGGGAUCAAAAUCCAAGGAGUAG